UAUUAUAUUCCGAGAACAUGAACUGAUCAAGGUGUUAUUUUCUGUUUCUUUCUCACUCAAAGCAGAGAACUUUACUAAUGACAAGGUGUUUUAUAAGCUUCGCCGGAGCCAAGACCUGGCGCUACAGAUUCGCCUUCACCAAAGCCGGGCUCCGGUCCUCCUUCACUGACCUCAAAGAUGGCACCAUCAUGCACUGCUGGGUGCCCGCGAACCGAAAAGAGUCCAAACAGGAUCUUCUGCUGAUUCACGGGCUGGGCGCCAAUGCAUUGUGGAACUGGGGCGACCUGGUGCCCCUCCUGACUCCUCACUUCAACGUGUACGUACCGGAUCUCCUCUUCUUUGGAGAGUCGUUCACAACUCGAGAGGAGCGGACAGAGUCGUUCCAGGCGCAGUGCGUGAUGCGGGUAAUGGAGGCCCACUCGGUGAGGAGGCUAAGCCUUGUCGGGCUGAGCUAUGGUGGAUUCGUCGGCUACAGCAUGGCAGCACAAUUUAGGGAGGCGGUGGAGAGGGUGGUGAUAUGCUGCGCCGCGGUGUGCAUGGAAGAGAAGGACUUGAGGGAAGAGACUUUCAAAGUGUCUGAUGUGGAGGAGGCUGCCCGCAUUUUGGUGCCACAGACUACUGAUAAACUCAAAGAGUUGCUGGCUUACACUUUCUUUCGACCCCCACCUCUCGGACUGCUGCCUUCUUGCUUGCUCAAUGAUUUAAUUGAUGAAUUCUGCAGUGAGUACGUAGACGAGAAAAGAGAGUUGGUCCGAGCUAUCCCAAAAGAUAGAAAGUUGGAGGAUCUUCCAAAGAUCACUCAGGUUUCAGGAAUUCUUUUCUCUUUGUUUUCUCUAGAUUUAUUUACAGAUUUUCCUCAUAAACAAAUUAUUAUAAUGAUUUUUUUGAGGCAGCCAACGCUGAUCUUAUGGGGAGAACAUGAUCAAGUUUUUCCUGUAGAGUUCGCCUACAGGUUAAAGAGGCAUUUGGGAGAUAACGCUCAUCUAACGCUCAUCAAGAAGGCCGGCCAUGCCUUCAAUGUCGAGAAGCCCAAUGAAUAUUACAAGCUUUUGAAGCAUUUCCUAGUUGAUUUGCAGCAGCCUCCUACUGCGAGUUGCGAGCCCCCAUCCAAACCAUAAAUCAUCUUCUUUUGGAAAUCCAUUUUUAUCCACCUCUUUUUCUGGCGCCAUCUUUUGUUGUUAGAGAAAUUUAACUUGUUUCACGAGUUAUUCAUCAACUAAUCGACCCUUCCUCUAUUUUAAUUCUGCAAUGGUUAAA
This is a messenger RNA of Carica papaya (papaya), 1257 nucleotides long. The record is from RefSeq and is a predicted model, not a curated record. Lineage: Eukaryota; Viridiplantae; Streptophyta; Magnoliopsida; Brassicales; Caricaceae.